AUGUCGGGCUCUAUUACACGUUUCUAUUAUUCUUGCCCAGUUUUAAUAUUUUUUUUUUUCUCUAGCAACGCGGAGCUUGCGCUGUGCAAUUUGGAUCUUUUUCAAUUUAGAGAGGAUUCCUGUACAAUAGCUGCCAACUCUUGCCUCCGAUGGUACCCGAGAGAGGGAGGGGAGAGAGGGGAGGAGAGAGAGCGAGCGAGAGAGAGAGAGAGAGAGAGAGAGGUUAGGAGCUCCAGAUGGUGUUUAAACGCAGACAGAAGGCUACAGCGAGGACAGAGAGGAGGAGGAGGAGAGAGCCGCGGUUACUGCGCACAGUGGGCCCUCCACUCAUCACUACAGACAAAACAAAAGUCCCGAGAAUUCCCAAAAUCGCCAAGUGACGUGGGGGCGGGAUCGAAAAAAACAACCUUCCGAUGUGCUCAGCUGAAUUUUGUUUCGGAGGAGUGAAUCCCUACUAGCGCACCAUCCGAAGACGCUCUCGUCGGCGGAGGAUCGGCGCGUCGGAGGAGGAGAAGAAGGACCGUAACAGGGAAACGUGGAGCUGGAGUAGCCGCGCUGUAAAGAAACUGUGUUUUUUUUUCUUCUUCUUCUUUCUUUGUUUCUUUGAAAAAGAGAGAAUAAGAUUCAUUCAUCUCGUCGGAUGCUCGAGGGCUGGCUCCUGACUCCACGGACUGUGGCUAAACUGUGAACCGGAGAAAAAAGGCUUUGAAAGUUGUCACAGGAGGAAUAAUAGACGCACCCUGCAGACCAGAGGAGCCGCAUCUUCAUCAUUUGCUGGUUUACCUGGGAGAACCGAUGGCUUUUGGACUUUUGGACUAGCAUAUUAGUAGUUAAGUUUUUUUUUUUUUUUUUUUUGUCCGCUUAAAAAAAAAUUAUUUUUUUUUUUUUUAAAAAAGGAUUUGUUUUGAACGGCCGAAUCUGUAUUUUAUUGUUCUCCGUCUGUCUGGGAUGUUUAAACUGAGCAGGAGAGCGGAUUUACAUGACUGGGACAAGUUGUGAUUCUCUCAACACAAGAAGCUGUUUGCUUUAAAAAAAAAAAAAAAAAAAAUACAAACUCAGACUGCAAAACCAAAGAGAUCACUUUCGCUUAAGGAUCCAAGAGCCCUGGCUUUGCUUCUUGUAUUUCCUCGUCUUUUUUCGAUUUAACUGAUAAGACAAAUACCUCAUAAUUUAUUACACCUGGAAAGUCCAGAUCCCGUUUAACCUCCCAAAGGAAAGUUUUACAUUCUCUACAUCUAUUAUCCCUCUCUUCAAUAUUUCAAAGACAGAAAAAAAGGGAAUAACACAGAAAAGGCUGUUUUUCUUUUUUUUUCCUUCUUCUUCCUCCUUUCCAAACGAUGAGGAUUGAGACGAUAUAGAAGCCUCGUUGUAGUAACUAUAAGGUGUGGAUUAUCACCGCUACCGUUACCUCAGCUUGACCCUGACCUUCACAAAGUAGCAGAGUGCAGAAGGUUGGAACAAUGCCAGAUUCACCUGCGGAUGUGAAAACCCAGCCCAGGUCCACCCCACCCACCAUGCCUCCUCCACCCCCGGCUGUCAGCCAAGCAACCAAUCGCAAUGCCUCUUUCACCCCCACCACCAGUAAAUCAAUGCUGAACGGGAGCAGCCACUCUCCGACAUCAUUAAACGGCGCUCCGUCCACUCCUAACGGCUUCAGCAACGGGCCGGCCAUGUCCUCCACGGCCUCGCUGUCCAACCAGCAGCUCCCGCCGGCGUGUGGCGCCCGUCAGCUCUGCAAGCUGAAGCGCUUCCUGACCACGCUGCAGCAGUUUGGCAACGACAUUUCGCCCGAGAUUGGAGAAAGAGUGCGCAGCCUUGUGUUGGGACUGGUGAACUCCACUCUCACAAUUGAGGAGUUUCACUCCAAACUUCACGAGGCCACCAACUUCCCCCUGAGGCCUUUUGUCAUUCCUUUCCUAAAGGCGAACCUGCCCCUGCUGCAGAGAGAAUUGCUCCACUGUGCCAGGUUGGCUAAACAGACUCCAGCUCAGUAUCUGGCCCAGCACGAGCAGCUGCUCCUGGACGCCAACGCCAGCUCGCCCCUCGACUCCUCGGAGAUCAUGCUGGAGAUGAACGAGCACGGCAAGAGAAGGACCCCUGACAGGACCAAAGACAGCUCAGACAGAGAUGGGUUGCACCCGGAGCAUCUGGCUAAGAGGCCGUGCACCAUCAGCCCGAGCCAACGCUUCAGCCCCAGCACGGGUCUUCCUGCUCACCAGCCUCCCAACGGCCUCGCUACACACCCUCCCAACGGCCUGCCGCACCCACCCAAUCCCCAAGUGGGGCCCCAGCACUAUCGCCUAGAAGACAUGGCCCUGGCGCACCAGUACAGGGACGCCUACAGACAUAACGAACACCGCGAUGCCCGAGACAGACACCGGCAGACAGCAGUGCACGGAGCCCGUCAAGAGGAGGUGAUCGACCACCGUCUUACAGAUCGAGAGUGGGCAGAAGAAUGGAAACACCUCGAUAACCUCCUGAACUGCAUCAUGGACAUGGUAGAGAAGACGCGCCGCUCUCUGACGGUGCUGCGCCGCUGCCAGGAGGCCGACCGGGAGGAGAUGAACCACUGGAUCCGGCGCUACAGCGACGUGGAGGAGAUGAAAAAAGGUGGGAGCAACGGACAGCACUGCCUUCCUCCUCCUCCUCCUCCUCCUCCUCUUCCUCCUCCUACUCCUCACCACAACUCCUCCUCCAACACAGCUAGCAGCAGCGAGUCACUGCCGAUAGGAACUUCCUCGGCUGCUGAAAGGCAGACAGGCAGACAGACAGAGAUCCACAGAGACUUCUUACACAGGCCUCCCUCAGGAUACCUGCCAGAAGAAAUCUGGAGGAAAGCUGGUACUACAAGCAUCCCGCUCUCCCCAGCACUAAAGCACCUCCAAAACAAGCAGGAAGAGGCGGUGAAUGAGGUGAAGCGACAGGCGAUGUCAGAGCUGCAAAAAGCGGUGUCAGACGCCGAGAGGAAGGCUCAUGAGAUGAUUUCCGCCGAGCGCUCCAAAAUGGAGAGGGCGCUGGCCGAGGCCAAGAGGCAAGCCUCAGAGGACGCACUAACAGUAAUCAACCAGCAGGAAGACUCAAGUGAAUCUCACCAGAGCUGCUGGAACUGCGGGAGGAAAGCCAGUGAGACGUGCAGCGGCUGCAACACGGCUCGCUACUGCGGCUCCUUCUGCCAACACAAAGACUGGGAGAAGCACCACCACGUCUGUGGUCAGGGCCUGCAGGGCCUGCCGGGGGGCAGCAGCGUCCCCCUAGGCACCCCGUCCUCCUCUUCCGCCUCCUCAGCAUCCUCCAGCGCGCCCCCAACUCACUCCGAGAGCACCCCUCCGGGAACCCUGUCGCUGGCGGGUCAGGGCAGCAUCGCGGUGGGGCCCGGCAGCGGCAGUGGAAGCGUCUCGGCCAGCCCCAAAGAGAGCAGUUCCAGCAGUGCCUCUCGCUCCACGACCCCAGCCACCCCCGCCCUCCUGGAUGCCACCUCCCGCUGACGGCCCCCUCCCUCGCAUACUGCAGUGACAGUGCACUCCACACUCCACACAAAACCAAACUGAGGAAUCUUCAUCGCACACCGCUCCCUUUCCCCUUCCUCCCCCCCGAGCCGCUCCUUAUUUCCCCUCACGUCCCGAGCUGUUUAGAAAAUCUUCUCACUACCUAAACAUUGACUGGUUUUCUCACCUGUCCCUCAAAAUACUUUUUUUUUUCCUGUCUCUUUCAUUACCACAGCCAGAGAUACAAAGAUUUCCAGCCUGGGGUUCAAUUUAGUGUAAAGCAUGAAUAGUGCAGUGUCUCCUAUCUCUUUAAUAGAAACAUAUCAGAUGUGUUCGCUGAGUAUGUGAGUUUUGACUUGAAGACGCGCCCUCAGUAAUGUAAGCACGGCGAAUAGCUGUCCCCCGGAGGACACGAGACAAGGGCUGUGGUGAGGCAGCGCUGGCGGGGAAGAUGACUUAGGUCGAUUAGCACUUGGGUGGGAUUUCCCUUUAAUUUAGCACCAAUGAAAGAACAGCACCCAGCCCUGAGAUGUGCACUAACAGUCCAAUCUGUUCACUGAUGUGGCACUUUUGUCCCUAGUGGAGACAGGCAGGGGACAUAAUACUCCUUUUUUUUUUCAAAAUGUAUGAGGGGGAAAGGGGUGAAAACCCGUGAAGCGAUUUAUUCCUCAGAAACACACAGCUUAGUAUUUAUUAAAUGUUUCUUUCUGGCUUUAAGGGAAAACAAAGAAAAGUCCAAAUAUUCUAAAUAAAGAAUAAUAGCGAUGGCGCUGAUGCUAACAGUAAUGAUAUGAGAAGAAAAUUAAUUUUAAACUGCUAACUACCUUGCUAGCGAGCCAAGAAAAUCUACACCGGACUCACCUCUCUGCAACAUUAUGAACCCAAAUGAAUUCAAAGAUGAAAAAAAAAAAAACAACAUGAUCCAAACCUUUGUAUUACACUGCCAAAGUGAGUAAGUAAGCGAUAAAGAGAAGCACUCAUCUUAUAACCAAACGCAAAGCAACAUCACCUCCUCAGCAGAUAAGCCAGCCCUGAGAGGGCCAGGCUGCAGGGAAGCUGCAGAAUGGGACCCAGAGUCAGACGUUUAAAAAGAAAAACAACAAGAAAAGAAAACUGUGACCUUCUUCGAUCUGCAGCUGACACCUGCAGCCUGGCCAGAAAAAUACAGCUAUUCCUCAGCGAUGGCCCAGACUAGUGAAUAUGGACAAUGCUGUGAACUCGCCUCCAAGAGAGACUUCAUGAAAUGGAUGGAAACCCUGCCACAGUGUGGUUUAUCUUGUGAACGGUAGGAGAGGACAAAGAGGAAAAAACAAAAAAGAGGAAAGGAAAAGCUACACAGCCUCAAAAGAGAUGAAGAUACACACACACACACAAACACACACACACGGCGAAGGAGCUGCCAAAAACCUCAAGCUUAAAAAAAAACAAAAAAAACACUGUCCUAGACGGCGUCGCGUGCUACAGAGACGUACGGGAAGAUUGUUUGUAUGUUUUUUUUUUUUUUUUUUUUUUUUUUACGAGGGGAUGGUUCAAGGAAUUGCCGUCACCUUUACAUUCGCUCCCUCCUUUUUCCAAAGCAUGACAAACAGACGAAAGAGCCUAGUAAAGGGCGGUGCAGACUUUGUUCUCCUCUCUCUUUCUACCUCCCUUCACCCCGCCCACACCCCCCCCCCCCCCAGCUACGCUCUACCCCAACUACUUGACUCAAGUCUGCCCCCUGAACCCGGCCUGCUUUGGACAGAGCCACAGAGCAGGCAGGGCCGUUCGGUGGGGUCGAACCUGCUUGUAGAUAUCGUUCCUCAUUUGUUUUUUUUUUGUUUUUUUGUUUUUUGUUCUUCAAUAAUGUCUCUUGUUGCUGGCGUCCACAUGUGCUGCCCUUGUGUAUAUUCAGAAAGACGGACUUUGUUUUGGGUUUUUCUACCUUUUAAUUUUCCUCCCUUUGAGUUUGGGCUGAGCAGCGAAGACGGAGGCAAUGACGCUUGUUCAUGAGAGGAAGCCCCACAUUGUACUUAUUGUUUGAUUUGUUGUAUCUAUAUUAAUGAGAUGAUGAAAACCCCUCUUGUAGAAUAUUUUGUAUUGCUCGCAUUGUAAGACAGUGAGAGGACGGAGGUGCAAUAUGAAGAGAAUUCAGCUACUGAAUGGAACCUCAGCAACUGCCCCGUAGGGUGUCAUAUAAUAUAGAUACAUAUAAAUAUAUUUAAAGUAACAUCAGUAACUUAAUGUGAAUGUACAUAGUAUUUAAAGAGGUCCAAAAAAUGUGUUUGCCAAAUAACAGAAACCUUUAAAGUUUAAUGUCCAGAUUAUGAUUUCCUCACAGUACAUUUGUUUCUCAAAUUGAUCAACUCCUCUUUUCUCUCUAUCUAUCUAUCUAUCUCUGUCAUACAUUUUCUUUUUUUUUAACUCAAAUCACUCAAAUCAAAAUGUCACUAAUGUUACUCUGGGUGGAGGAGGCUGUUGGUAACGGAGACGAAGUAGCUCCAUCCCGCCGGAGUGGACUUAACAGCCCGCUGACGGUAGAAAAGUCCCAAUAUAGUCAAUAUGUUUAAAAGUGGUGGCUCAGUUUUAAAUUUGUUAAUUCACCGCCCUUUUUUUUUUUAGCUUCAGCAACCACCUAAUCAGUCUGUGUGUGUGUGUGCGCCCCCCCCCCCCCCAUCCCCGACGGUGCAGGACGAGCCACUUCUGUAGGGUUAUGUGAUAAACCAGUAUUAAGCUACAGUAAGCAUUGAAGCUAAUGUUUUAUUUGUGCGGAAGCAAUUCGGGCAUCGGCCGAAGAUCGGAGAGAGGCCGAGAGAGUAGCAUCGUCUCGUUUUACACAUGCACGUAAAACAUUUUGUUUUUUGAAUAUAUUGUAAACCCUACAUGGUUGGCCUCAUUCACACUUGGACCAAACUUCUACUUUUUGCAGUGGGGGUAAAAAAAACAAAACAACAACAACAACAAAAAAACACAUUUUCUUGCUUUCUAUUACUAUUUGCAUCGUUUUAGGGCCAUAUAAGUCCUGUAAUUGAAAUGAGAUAAGCUACAAAGUGCCCCUGCAUCCGAGUGUAGCAUUUAUAUGUAUGCGUGUUGCAUUUACCAUGUUACGGUGCUGACCUCAGCCGUUAUUUGUGCUCGUUUCACCCCCCCCCCCGAUGUCUAAUUCCUCCUCUAAUACCACAGUCCGCUCUUCACAAACCCACCCCUCCUCACACUAGCUACCUCCUGUGACCAUACAGCUAACCACCAGGAGAGGUUGACCUGGACUUUGAAAAAGCUGGGUUGAGAGCAGGCGCGGACGCGCAACACAGACGCAUUCAAAAAAAAAACGAUCAUUCGGCACCGAAAGGAACUGUCAUCAUCGCUUGAAAUGUGGAGAGAUUAUCCCUCAAGACCUCAACUUUCUGAUCAUAUCCUGCUAAAUAAAAAAUACCACAGCCGGCAUUUAGUAAUAGGGACACACAGACAGAGUCAGACCUGCAUAGUACCAAACUGAGCACGGAAUCAACCAUGACAUGCCAUUUGUUGUCCAAAUAAAAAACCAAUAAAAGCGCAGACCAAAGUACACGUGCAUUGCCAUAGUAAGCUCCAACGCGGUGUGUAUUAACAGACCCAGAAGUAAUAAGGUUAGAGCUCCACUACACCAGUUAACCAAAGUGUUUGAAAUACACACAACUCAGAGCCCGGGAGUGAAGAGCACGCUCAGUGAAACUGGCUGAGUUUCAGAUGUGGAGAAUUCUUGUUCAAGCAAUCAAAGCGCUUGUUGUCUACACACUGAAUGGCUGCUUCUCUAAAAAACAAAAGAAGCGUCUCCUUUGAAAAGACCUACACUAGCAGCAUGUUUCUUACAAUUACAAAGCCUUGCAGAGAUAAAGAAAAUAAAUAAAAAUGAAUGCAUGGUGUGUGUUUGUGUGUGGAUGUGUGGUUUUGUAAAAAAAAAAAAAAAAAAAGAUAUUUUUUUUCCUUUAAAUCUCUGUGCAAACUACUUGAAACCUUCAGAGCUUUAAUGAAACAUCCCAGACAGACUACAGUGGCACAUCGAUUCACAAUAUGUAGCUUUGUGCAGUAAAGUACCGUGUUUGUCUUCAGUAUCCACAUGAAAAGCAACAUUACGAUGACAGUUCCGCUCAACCCUCAGUGCUCUGUGUGCGACUCCACGUCUGCAGGUAAGCCCUCACAUAAACUAAACAAAGCCAAACCCAAUAGACCACGUAUAAAUGACCAAAACACAACCAAAAGCUACAACUUUCUCCUUUAAAUUUCACUUUGGUUAAGGUUUUUUUCUUUUUUGUGUGUGUGUGCGUUACGUCCCAGCAGUUAAAGAACUUGGCUGAUUCUGUGGGAUACGAGGUUGCGGUCCUGCAAAAAAAUAAAAAAUAAAUAAAAAAAUACCGGAGCUGUAGAGGGACAGGGCAAACUGUCCCGAAUCACUCCCUCUUGAUUUCAUUUUACAGCAGAAUAUAAAAGAUCAGAUCAAUGCUCUGUUCCGUUUCUGGGUGUCAGAUUCAUUAAGUCAUGAAACAAAUGCAAUUUGUGCUGUGGUGUCAUUUACGUUUCUCUGUGAAGAUAUUAAAGAUGGCAAACGCAUAAGGGCUCUGCUGUUGUGAAUAACCGUCUGAGGGUCUCCAAACACUUUACAUCCGCCACUUUUCCGUUUGUUUAACUAUGUACAUUAUAUGGGCAAAACACGUGUUUAGAAAAGGCAAACAUUAGCAGGUUGGCAUUCGUCUCUCCCUACCCCAACCAGUAACUCUGCCAAUGAAGUUUCAAAGCUCAUCUGAUGCGAUGGCGGUGCGUCCUUCCUGUGAAACAGGCUCUGAAGAAUAGCUACAGUAGAAAGCUAAGGUGGCAAACAGUGGAUACAGCACUUGUUUUCCCAAAAGCCAUGGCUCAGGAUGGUCUUGUUUUUACCUUUACCUAAACUGAGAAAAAGGUUUAUGGUUUUAUAUGUGUAGGGAAGCAUUCUAUACUGUAUUGUGCAAUACAUUAUUACAGAGAAAACAUGUUUCUGUAGGAAAGGUUGCCGCUUUUGAAAAAUCUUUCUCCUUUCGUUUCAUUUCCCUCUUUAAACGGUCCUGUUGCCAUUUUUUUAGAUGAAGUAAACUGUGCCAGAAGAAUUAAAUUCUGAUUUGUAUUUAUUUCUUGCAUGCUUUCCUCCCUGUUGCUAAUACCGCUCUUUAACUGUUCGCUCUGUUGGAUGUGUGAAGCUGUAAAACAUUCUAUUUCAGGUUAUUGUCUGUGUUGAACAAUGUAACUGUGUAAUUAAAACAUGAAAUGACGUAUUCAUCA
Mugil cephalus (flathead mullet) is the source of this 8750-nucleotide messenger RNA. It is a transcript of the gene cbfa2t3, whose product is annotated as CBFA2/RUNX1 partner transcriptional co-repressor 3. The transcript is spliced from 12 exons. Gene Ontology annotation, cellular component: nucleus. The record is from RefSeq and is a predicted model, not a curated record. Gene Ontology annotation, biological process: negative regulation of DNA-templated transcription; DNA-templated transcription. Gene Ontology annotation, molecular function: transcription corepressor activity. The coding region runs from base 1461 to 3485 and encodes 674 amino acids. NCBI's taxonomy places the organism in Eukaryota, Metazoa, Chordata, Actinopteri, Mugiliformes, Mugilidae.